Cynocephalus volans (Philippine flying lemur) is the source of this 2306-nucleotide messenger RNA. It is a transcript of the gene DAZAP1, whose product is annotated as DAZ associated protein 1. Gene Ontology annotation, biological process: central nervous system development; regulation of translation. Gene Ontology annotation, cellular component: cytoplasm. Lineage: Eukaryota; Metazoa; Chordata; Mammalia; Dermoptera; Cynocephalidae. The transcript has 13 exons. Bases 324 to 1520 code for a protein of 398 amino acids. The record is from RefSeq and is a predicted model, not a curated record. Gene Ontology annotation, molecular function: mRNA binding.
GUGCGCAGGGGUGGCGGCGCGGCGGCGCGGGGACGCGCGGUGACCGUUGGCGCUGAGGGGAGGAGGCAGCAGCCGCCGCCGCCGCCGCCGUCGCCGCCGCCGUUGCGCAGAUCCGGGCCGCGGCUGUGGGGCGGGCGACGGAGCAGGUGACCUUCCGGAGGCGGGAGCGAGCGAGGAAGGCCGGGGGACGCCGAGCGCCGCCGCCGCCGCCGCCGCCAUGAACAACUCGGGCGCUGACGAGAUCGGAUCUGGUCUCCAAGGGACUGAGCCCAGGAGGGCGGACACACCCAGUGUCUGAGUUCUUGUGCUCCUUGGCCCUCCCCAUGAAGCUCUUCGUGGGUGGUCUAGACUGGAGCACAACCCAAGAGACUCUGCGCAGCUACUUUUCCCAGUAUGGAGAAGUCGUAGACUGUGUUAUCAUGAAAGAUAAAACUACCAACCAGUCUCGAGGUUUUGGGUUUGUCAAAUUUAAAGACCCAAACUGUGUCGGAACGGUGCUGGCCAGCAGACCACACACCCUAGACGGCCGAAAUAUUGACCCAAAGCCAUGCACACCUCGGGGGAUGCAGCCAGAGAGAACACGGCCGAAGGAAGGAUGGCAGAAAGGACCCAGGAGCGAUAACAGUAAAUCAAAUAAGAUAUUUGUCGGUGGAAUACCUCACAAUUGUGGUGAGACAGAACUCAGGGAAUACUUCAAAAAAUUCGGAGUGGUCACCGAGGUGGUCAUGAUCUAUGACGCGGAGAAGCAGAGGCCUCGAGGUUUUGGAUUUAUUACUUUCGAGGACGAACAAUCAGUGGACCAGGCUGUCAACAUGCAUUUUCACGACAUCAUGGGCAAAAAAGUGGAGGUUAAACGGGCCGAGCCUCGGGAUAGCAAGAGCCAAGCGCCGGGACAGCCAGGUGCCAGCCAGUGGGGGAGCCGGGUCGUGCCCAAUGCUGCGAAUGGCUGGGCAGGCCAGCCCCCACCCACAUGGCAACAAGGAUACGGCCCGCAAGGAAUGUGGGUGCCAGCGGGACAGGCCAUUGGUGGCUAUGGACCGCCCCCUGCGGGAAGAGGGGCCCCCCCGCCGCCCCCGCCGUUCACCUCCUACAUCGUGUCCACCCCUCCCGGAGGCUUCCCCCCUCCUCAGGGCUUCCCACAGGGCUACGGUGCCCCACCGCAGUUCAGUUUUGGCUACGGGCCUCCACCUCCACCGCCGGAUCAGUUUGCCCCUCCCGGGGUUCCUCCUCCACCUGCCACUCCAGGGGCAGCACCUCUGGCCUUCCCACCACCUCCGUCUCAGGCUGCCCCAGACAUGAGCAAACCCCCGACAGCUCAGCCAGACUUCCCCUAUAGUCAGUAUGCAGGUUACGGGCAGGACUUGAGUGGCUUUGGACAGGGCUUCUCAGACCCCAGCCAGCAGCCCCCCUCCUAUGGGGGUCCCUCGGUGCCAGGGUCAGGGGGCCCCCCCGCCAGCGGCAGUGGCUUUGGACGAGGUCAGAACCACAACGUGCAAGGAUUCCACCCCUACCGACGCUAGCCAGUGGCGCCACGCAGACGUCUGCACCAGCUGAGACCCAGGAUUUGAAACUCGUGAACUCGUGACAAUCACAAACUUGGCAGAAAAAUAGCUACUCAACCUUGGGGGGUGGGGGUGGGGGGCGCGAGGCUUUUGGAGGCGGCUGUGGGUAUCUGGACUGCAGUUUUUAAAUACAUUUCUUUCUCUAACCCAGCAGCACAAUAAAGAAAAAGUCACUUGUUCAACAACAGGGUUUAAAAAAAAUGUCUUCAGCUUUAAUUCAAAAUUUCAGGUUUCUUUUUCUUCUUUUUUUUUUUUUGAAAUUAUUUUCCUGAGCCUUUUGUUUUACCAUAUAUUGUAAACUUUUAUGUUAAAGAAAAAAUAUACAUUUACAAAUUGUGAGAUUUUUAAGAGAAAUUUUCUACAAUGUAUACUGGCUUAUUUUUUAAUUUAAAACAGGGUUUCUGUUGGCACUGGUGGAAGUGGGGGACACAUUUUUUAAUCCCCUCACUCCUGGCUUUGGGGGUUGGGACUUGUUGGUCCAGAAACUCUGGGAGCUUAAAGAAGAAAUCUACUGAGUGUGUUUUUGUUUUUUGUUUAUUCCUUGCUUUUGUCAAUUGGCCUGCCUGGUAGUGUCUGCAGGUGCACUGUGGGGGUCAGGGAGGGUGGCAGGUGGUGGAUAGUAACACCCAUGGCCCGGGCUCCCCACAGCGUGAGCCGAGCUCCUCAGGCACGUGGCUUCAGGGCGUUUCCCAUUGACCAGUUUGACCCUGGUUUGAAUAAAGAAAAGUGCGUUUGGAUUAGAAA